Molecule: messenger RNA, 558 nt
Organism: Kwoniella shivajii
Lineage: Eukaryota; Fungi; Basidiomycota; Tremellomycetes; Tremellales; Cryptococcaceae
Exons: 5
Coding region: 1-558 (185 amino acids)
Biological process (GO): protein dephosphorylation
Molecular function (GO): phosphatase activity
Source: RefSeq, a predicted model, not a curated record
AUGGCGAAAAUCGUUCCACCUAUGAAUUUCGGAUUGGUAGAAGAUGGCUUUUACCGAUCUGCCCAGCCAUCCGAGCUAAACUUCUCGUUUUUGGAGAAACUCGAGCUGAAGACUAUAAUCUGGGUGGGAGCUGAAGAGCCUUCAGAGAUACUAUUAUCGUUCCUCGAUUCUCAAGGUAUAACAUUACAUAACUUAGCUCCUCAAGUAUCUUUGAAUCCUCAUUUCCCACCUCCUUAUACGGACAAUGGUGUAGUACCCAUUUCAGGUCAAUAUCACCUUCCACCACUUCCACCUCCACCGGAACCGCUAAUCAUCCAAUCCCUGACUUUGUUGUUGAGACCAUCGACAUUCCCAACGCUAGUAUGUUGUAAUAUGGGCAGACAUCGUACUGGGACAGUGGUGGGCUGUUAUAGGAAAUUACAAAGAUGGGCUUUAAGUAGUAUAUUGGAAGAAUAUAGGAGAUACGCAGGUAUGAAAGUCAGGAUACUAAAUGAACAGUUUAUCGAAUUAUUCGAUACCGACCUGGUCUCAAUAACAGCGGAACAAGCUGUUGCGUAA